This is a messenger RNA of Nylanderia fulva, 4886 nucleotides long. RefSeq lists its product as uncharacterized. Gene Ontology annotation, cellular component: nucleus. The record is from RefSeq and is a predicted model, not a curated record. Gene Ontology annotation, biological process: regulation of transcription by RNA polymerase II. Gene Ontology annotation, molecular function: DNA-binding transcription factor activity, RNA polymerase II-specific; RNA polymerase II transcription regulatory region sequence-specific DNA binding. Lineage: Eukaryota; Metazoa; Arthropoda; Insecta; Hymenoptera; Formicidae.
GUUUAAUAUGUUUAAUAUUAAUAUUGAUUAUCUUAAUGUUGCACUGGUUUUUCAGUUUUCUCCUAUACACAAUCAAGUUAACGUAAACGAUUGUUUACACUAUGUACAACCUCUAUCGAAAAUUGGUAUCGGCGUGGCGAGUUGACAGGUGAGGAGCAACAGCAAUACGCCAAGUGAUUGCAUUUUGCAACCGGACAAACAACAUCACUCUGCGUGCAGGUAGAAGCGCGUGUGGCUUUAUAUGUCCUCUGACGGAAGUUGCAUAGCAUGACGAUCUCGUUAGUAUCACAAUUUUAUCGGGAAUCAAAUUAUAUUCUUGCAAUAAUAUCGUUAAAUAGCAUCAGCCUUGUUCGUCCUGAUCCUGAUCUACACGGUUGACCUCCGCGUUAUUUCUAUAAUAUAUAACUUAUACUGGGGAAUCCAACAAAUUCAUACAUAACACGUGAUGUGCAGCAAGAGGGACACUCACUUAUUCCGCGAACCAACAGCUGUAGUACCAUGCUAUUGUAUCAUGUUACGUAUGAAUACAAAUUACAUACGCUUAUAUGUGCGAUUACUCAUAAGUUGGACCUGGCUAGCCUCAAACGGGCUAUCAAAUGUAAUUGCAUUGCGAACUGUUAAAAACUUAUAGUUUACACAAUUUAUACAUUUUUAUUAUGCAUUUGUCCGUGCAUCUAACGUUAGAAAAACAUUAUUGCAUUUAAUAUGUGCUAAAUUGUUAUUCUUCUAUCAAUGCAAGCCAAGAAAAAUAACAAUUUGAUAAUAUUCUAUAAAAGAUUUACAAUUGACAUACGUAGCACAAUAAGAAAUACAGGUUUUUUUAUAAUUAUUGUUCAGCUAAACUUUAGUUUAUGUCAAAUUUGAAUAAAUUAUAUGGAUAUGAGGUAAAUUAGGAAAAUAAUUAUAUACAAGUAGUUACGAAUAUUCCCCGGGGUGCAUUAUAUAAGCGUAUAUUUGAGCGCAAUAAUAUAUAUAAUAUACUUAUGAAACAUGUUCGGUAGAAUGUUAGUUGGUAUAAAAUAUAAUUUACAAUUCAUUUAUUCUGUCAGAAUUGUUGAUGCACUUAUUAGCAUAAAGUUCCAAGAAGGAAGACCGAAAUUAGAACUUGAAGAGAUGCAUUUUUCUCAACCAUUUGUACAUUGUUAUCGAUAGGAAACUUUAGGUGGUGAAGUACCUAGCCAAAGUAUAUAGAUGAGUAUAGAAGCACGGUUCUCGGUACCCCGGGAUUACACGAGCUGGGAUACUUGCGUAUAUAGUGAGUACCCCAGCCAUUUGCAUUCCAGAGAAUAAUAGUACCAAAUAGUACUGUCAAUAUCGAAGGUAAUACAAAUGAUACUGCACUGCUAACAGCUGUAACAUAAUAGCAAAGAAUAUAGAUCAUCUAUAUUCUUUGCCCGAGCUACCAAAAACCGUGCUUCUAUAUUUGUCUAUAUUCUUUGACCUAGCACUCUAGACUCGCUAGUUUUUCAGGUACUAGCCCUACAAACAUAAUUGGCUGAAACAAAGCUAUUUGGUCUGCUCCAUGCCAGAUACAAAAGUAGACUCAUCCAGAGCGGUUGAAAAUGCUACAUUUGCAACUCUUAUUAUCUUUUGCUUUUAUAUUUCUCGAAUGUUAAAGUCUUUUAAACUGUUUUUACUUAACUACGCAUUGUCUAGCGUCUAAGAAUUCUCUAUAGUGCGCAUGAGUCUGCUGCAAAGACAAUGGACACCGACGCUACACGACACUUCAUUCAGAAUCCAGAUGCAGUCUGCCUGCGUCAUACAGCAGCGUACCAAAUCAAUCGUGGUUCAUCAAAGCAUCAGAUUGUACCCUGUCUCGGAAUGACAGACAUCAGCAUCCACGGAGACAAGAAUGAUGUGACUGAUUACACGACGCCGUCACUAUCACCUCCUCUUCCCAUUGAUUUCGAAAUUCAUUGCAAGCCAGAACCAUGUUCCAGCAUACUGAAUUCGACUAAUGAAGACCCAUCGGAGUUUGUUGAUCUCUCAACAUUGCACAUUCCAAUAUCUAUACCAGCGAUAACAAAUCCAAUUGUUUUGUUAGAAAGAUGUGACAACAUUUGGAAGACAUUACAAUUGAUAAAGGUUGUUCAAACUAAAAAACCAGCAGAAAUCAAUGAUGACACUGAAGAAGAUAAAGAGGAAAAAGUACAACAUUCAAAUAAAAUUAAACAUCAUGUAUCAUAUAGAAGACAGAACCAAUCUACAUUGAGAAGUUAUAAUACAGCAUCAAUACCUUUUAAAUUUUCUGUCCAAAGAACAAAAAGAGUAUAUCCUUGCACUACAUGUGGCAAGCAAUACAUGGAAAUGCGAUCCUUAAGAAACCAUACAGAAAGAGUACAUGGGAUUAUUAUUCCAUACGUCAGACGUAAAGGUGUAAAAAAAAAUUCACAUUUAUCCAACAAAAAGGACAUCGACAAUGGUAAUCCAGUUACUUUACUUAAUAAAGAAAGUAAUAAUUUUGAAAAUCCUAAUAAUGACAAAGAUCCACAUGGAAAAAUUACUGCAAAAACAAAACUUGUUAAUACUGAAACUGUUGCUUCGCGACCUACAGUAAGGAAGUUUGUCAAAUGCACAUUAUGUCAACAGAAAGUAAUAUCUCUAAGAAAACAUUUAAUUCAUUAUCAUAAAAUUGGUGGUUCUUCAAGUGUGGUGGAACAACUACAAUCUUCAUUAUUGAUUGAGAAUGGAGCAUCAUCUAAAGAUAAAAAUGCUACAUUAGAAGAUAUAUCCUCUAAGAAAUCUCCACAAUCUGCUAACAAUAAGAUGAAUACGCAAGAUGGAUUUCGCAUAAUGGAUAAUGAAGCUGAUACUCGUAAAACAUCUCAAGUUAAGAGAAAACGAAAAUAUACAUUUUCUUAUACAAAUGCAAAGAAGAGAUCUAAGUUAAGUCAGAAAAAGAAUAAUGAGUAUGUAUUUACUCGACAUAAGCCUGCAGUAACACAGGAACACGCAUCUGUAAAUGAUACCUCAUACAAAUGUGACAUUUGUUUAGGAAUAUAUGCAAGUGAUCGUAGUUUGUACAAACAUCAACGGAAUCACAUUUUUCGUGGAGAAACUAAAGAAAAUUUUCACAAUGUCAAAUGUAGAUAUCUUAAUUCACCAUUUAAUAAAAAUUACAAAUUAUUACAAUCUUCCACAUCAAGUCAUACAACUACAAACAACAUUAACAAUAGUGUCAAUAAGGAUUUACAAUUAAAUAACUCUAAGCGUAAAACAUUUAAACGCAACAGAAAGGUUUCCAAGAUUAAUCAAGCACUCUACAAUAGAAAAACAGACAAUAAUGAAUUUAUUUGUGUAUGUGGAAGAUUAUUUCGAAAUCCUCAUACUUUGUUCAUUCAUAAACAAAGCUGUGAAUUAUUUAAACAGGAAGAUACAACAUCGCAGCAUGCUACAAGUAUUAAUAGUGAUUCUGGAAGUGGUAUUAGUAUAACGAUAAAGAAGCUAAAUAAUUCUUAUGAGAUUGUUGGUAAAGACAAUAAUGAAAAUAAAUUCAAAAAAUCUGAAAUUUAUUUUAAAGAAAACAAUUUGUCAACAUUUAACAGAUUUGAUCGCACCAAAGAGUCUGUUAAUUUAUUCACUAAACGAGGAGAAGGACCAGAUAAUUCUGGAUUAUUUAAUUACAGUAAAGAUCAUAGCUUUUUGAAGUUACAUGUUACAGAUGAAGAUGUAAUUAUUGAUGUUGAAGAUGAUGAACAAAUUGAAUUUGAUAAAAAUAAUACAUCAAAACAAAUUAUUACGCAAGAUGAUAAAAGAUAUAUGUUAAAGGAGCAAGAUAAUAUACAAAAUUUAAGAAAUGAACAAGUUCUUGAUAAAAAUCGCACAUUGAAACAAAUGUGUCAAAACGUUCUAGAAAAUAAUAGUCUUAAAAACAAUCAGUUUGAAGAUCAGGAAAUACACCAGGAAGAUGUCAAGAUUAAACGUCGGAAAAUUCAUCAGGAAAAUAAGAGAAAGUUACGGUCUUCAAAUAAACGAUGUCGAAAUACUGAAAAAAAGUUUGAUAAUUUGAACGAUAAAACAGAGGUUUGUAUGACGAAAUUUGAUCCAUUAUCAUUAUGUGGAUAUUGUAAUGAAGAGUUUCAGACAAUUAACUCAUACCAUAAUCAUCAGUGUAUUGUUAAAGUGGGAAAACCAUUUGAUGAAUUUUCAUUAGAGUUAUUAUGUUUCUAUUGUGGAGAUGUAUUAACUAAUUUCAAUGAGUAUGAUAAGCAUAUAAGAGUCAAACAUUUUGGUAAUGCAUAUCAUUGUUACUUAUGUAUUGAAGAAUUCUUGAACGAUAAAGCGCGAUUACAACAUAUACAUUUGGAACAUAACAAUAUGUCUUGCAGAUUUUGUAAUGAAAAAAUUUCUUUUAGAGUCAAAGCUUUACAUGAAGGUUAUCAUUUAGGUUUUGGUUUUCCCUGUCAUAAAUGUAAAAAAAGUUAUACGAAUGAAAAGAAUCUUUCCUAUCAUAACUAUAAAAUACAUCCAAAGACUGAUUAUCAAAAAACUUGUACCAUAUGCUUAAAGACUGUAAAAAUUCGAGGUUUGCGCAUUCAUAUGGCUACACAUAAACUUAAUUCUUGUUAUUUUUGCGGUAAGCUGUUUUCUAACAGGACAGGUUUAGAGUUCCACACCAUGAUGCAUCAUGGUACACAGUCUAAAUUAAAGUGUAAUGUCUGUGGUACACGUUUCUUCACUAAGAAACAGCUCGAGAAACAUGCAAAUGUAGAUGGCUGUAAUAGUGGCAUGCAAGGAAUGAAAAAUGGAAAUAUAGCAGCAUAUUAUUAAAAAUAUUUUUUGUUUAAAGAUAGUAGUAUAAACAUCAAAUAGAGUAAUGCGAAAAUUAAUAUCAGACAUAAAUUAAAAAUCUUGCAUCUCGAAUUGUUUUAAAUUUAGUAGAGAUA